Messenger RNA from Paramecium sonneborni, 375 nucleotides. NCBI's taxonomy places the organism in Eukaryota, Ciliophora, Oligohymenophorea, Peniculida, Parameciidae. The record is from the annotation of a GenBank genome assembly.
AUGAAUAAGUUUUUAAUUAAUUUUGCUAGGAUAACUAAAUAUUAACCAAGAUUUUCAUUCAGCAAAGCAUUUAAAGACAAAGAUAAAGGUGAUGAAAAAGCAUUUUUUACAAAAGAAGAUUGUAAUUUUUCUUAGUAUUUAUUUGAUUAGAAAAAUUGAUGUCCCAAUUAAUUAAGAAAAUGAAAGAUGCAAGUGAGCAUCCACCAUAAUCUGCAAAUAAUCAUCAUGAUGAUAAAGAAGAAUUAUAAGUAUGAUAGAGUUAUAUUAGUAGAAAAUAUUUAAUAGAUAUAAAGUCACAUAUACAGAUGCCUUAAUUGAAGAGAUUAUUAAUUGGAAGAAAUCAGAUUGAGAUUAAUAUAAAUCAAUACAAGUUCU